AUGUCCUCACCAAAGACAGUCGCAUUCUUCGGCGCUAGCACAGGCGUAGGCCUCUCAGCGCUGAAGCAUUCACUGGCUGCAGGGCAUUACUGCAUCGCUCUGUGCCGAAUCCCAGCAAAACUUGAGGCGCACGUCUCACCAAAAACUCAGUCCAAUCUACGAAUUGUCCAAGGCAACGCCCACGAUAUCAAGGCUGUCGCUUCUUGUUUAAAAAAGGACGACGGCUCAAUCGUCGACGCAAUUGUCUCUACGAUUGGAGGAAAGCCCAUUAUCUACAAAAUGACGAUCGAUGAUCCCAACUGUUGUCGAAUCGGCAUGUCUGUCCUUCUUGAUGCCCUCGCACAAAUACGUGCAGAUGGUGCAGUAGGAAGACCUCACAUCACCGCCUUCAGCACCACUGGCAUGUCCGACUUUGGUCGCGAUUAUCCCCUUCUACUCUAUCCCAUUUAUGCGAUUGCUUUAAAGGUUCCCCACGAAGACAAGAAGAUCAUGGAGACCAGAUUGGCCGACAGUGGUGAAGACUUCACCAUCGUGCGGGGCAGUUUGUUGGUGGAUGGUGAGAGCGAAACGCCAGUGCGCGUGGGCGUUGAAGACCCCAAGAAUGGGUUAGAGUCUCUGGAGAUUGGAUACACUAUCUCAAGGGAGGACGCUGGAAAAUGGCUGGCACAUAACCUGCUGGCCAAGACGCGUGCUGAGUACGUGAACAAGGUUGUAUCCAUCACCUACUGA
This is a messenger RNA of Fusarium musae, 729 nucleotides long. RefSeq lists its product as uncharacterized. The coding region runs from base 1 to 729 and encodes 242 amino acids. The transcript has a single exon. NCBI's taxonomy places the organism in Eukaryota, Fungi, Ascomycota, Sordariomycetes, Hypocreales, Nectriaceae. The record is from RefSeq and is a predicted model, not a curated record.